This is a messenger RNA of Frankliniella occidentalis (western flower thrips), 1193 nucleotides long. Its product is annotated as innexin inx1. The record is from RefSeq and is a predicted model, not a curated record. Gene Ontology annotation, cellular component: plasma membrane; gap junction. Gene Ontology annotation, molecular function: gap junction channel activity. Lineage: Eukaryota; Metazoa; Arthropoda; Insecta; Thysanoptera; Thripidae.
GCCAUGAUGUGCUACACUCCCAAGUGGCUGUGGGACGCCUGGGAGGGCGGCCUGGUGCGGACGCUGUCCAUGGGGAUGAACCAGAGCCUGGUGCCGGACAAGGACAAAGACAAGAAGAAGAAGGUCCUCAUCGACUACUUGCUGCAUCAUGUCGAGCGGCACAACUCUUACGCCAUCCGCUACUUCCUGUGCGAGACGCUCUGCCUGGUCAACAUCAUCGGCCAGCUCUACAUGAUGAACCACUUCUUCGACGGCGAGUUCUUCAGCUACGGGCUGCGCGUCAUGUCCUUCUCGGACCAGAACCAGGAGGAGCGCGUCGACCCCAUGGUGUACGUGUUCCCGCGCGUCACCAAGUGCAUCUUCCACAAGUACGGUGCGUCCGGCACGAUCCAGAAGCACGACUCGCUCUGCCUUCUGCCGCUCAACAUCGUCAACGAGAAGACGUACAUCUUCAUUUGGUUCUGGUUCAUGAUCCUGGCCGCGCUCCUGACGGUCUUAGUGCUCUACCGCGCGCUCCUGCUCAGCGUGCCGUCGCUGCGCCCCAAAGUGUUCCACUGGUGGCACAAGCUGAUCCCGCACGAGGUGGCCGAGGCCCUGGCCAGGAAGACAGACGUGGGCGACUGGUGGCUGUUGUACACCCUGGGCGACAACAUGGACCCGCUCAUCUACCGCGAGGUCGUGUCCGAGCUCUCGAAGAAGAUCGAGACGGCCGCCAGCAACAGCUCCUGAUCUCUGGCCGAGCCGGACCCGGCCCGGCCUCUCCUCCUGGCCAAGGACGCGGCGGCCAGGGGCGCGGCCAGGGCCAAGCCCGACCGCGGCCUCGGACCCUCCUCCGGCAAGACCCGGCGCCACCUCGCCAAGGCGGAGGAAGCCGAGGCCGGGGCGAGGGCAAUCGUUUGACUGUGAUGUCUUUGUAGAGUACGGCGCCGUCAGUUUCUCUGGAGUUGCUCGACGGGUGACUGGAAUCGCCCCCCUUUGAGUAUUUCCGUUUUUAGUUAUGUCUGUUUAGAGGUUGUCACCCGUAAACAUGUCUUCUCCUUUGUCCCACUGCCAGCCCUUAUGCCCCCACAAACAUAAUUGUAAACAAGCUUUUAUUAUUAUGAAGAAAUGAUAAUGAACUGUUAUGAUGAAUUAAUGAUAAUGAAGCUUUUAUUAUGAUGAAUAAAUGAUAAUGAACUGUUAUGAUGAAUUAA